AUGAAAAUAAUUGUCGAUGACACAAACACUGGUACAGAACCAGAAGUACUGGUCCCCCUCUCGAUUUACGGGGACGUAAAGCAGGUCACGCUGAUAGGCGAUAUAAACCAGGCCGGUCCCACUGUUGUGAACGACGUGGCUAGACAAUUGGGACUGGGGCGGUCCAUAAUGAGAUCUUACCUGUCAACGGCUGUGUACCUAAACAUACAGUACAGAGUGCAUGAAGGUAUCGUAGACUUCCCGUCCCGCUUCUGUUACGACAAUCGCCUCCUGUGUGGGUCAAUCGCCCAGCGUCAACCGUCCGUGCUAAACUGGCCAGGGGGUCGUAAUAAGCCUGUGGCAUUCUGUCAACUAGAUGGACAGGAGCAAAACCUACCACUGAAUGUUGUCGGUGCCCCUGAAGAACAGAAAUGUGUUAAUUUGGAACAGGCAGACUUUGUGGUCCAGGUGGCAGUUUCCCUGGUGAGGACGUACAAUGUUGCCAUGACUAGCGUUGGUAUUGUUUGUCCGAGCCGCGCUCAGUGUAAGGUGGUGGAAGAUAAGUUAGCAGUGACCGGGUGUAACAUACCAUGCUUUACCCUGCAUGAAAUACAAGGUCUGGAGUUUGACUAUGUGCUGUUUAGUACCAUACACAGCCUGCCUGCUAUGAACAUAGAGCAGUUCCCAACACAGAAAUGGCUGAAUGAGAAGCUAGGGGUCCUUACUGACCAUGGACAGGUCAUUUCGACAUUGUCCAGGGCUAGGAAAGGGCUUGUCAUUGUUGGCAACGAGAAUCUGCUAAGAUGUGACAAGUUGUGGAAUCGACUCCUGACAGAAUACAGUCAUAGUAGCAGACUGGUUACCGCUGGUCAAUUUCUCAAGGCUAUGUCCAUGUAAUUAAGGGGCAUAACUGGAAUAUGAAAUAAGAACAAAAAUGGAGUUAUCUUCUCAUAUAGGACUGUAUAUACAUUUUGGCAUGUUUCCGGAAAUUAUGAUCGUUAUGGUGUAUACGUUUGAGGCUAUAUAAUAUAUAUUGCUAUUUAAAGUUUGUCUGAUCUUAUUUGGUGAGGGAUUUAUUUCUGGAAAUAACAAUUGUAAUGGUGUUGACGUUUGAGGCUAUAUAAUAUAUAUUUCUAUGUUAUGUUUAUUUGUGCUUAUUUGGUGAGGGAUUUAUUAUAAAACAUAUGUAAUUUUAUUAUAUUUAUACCUUUGUGUAAAAUUUAAAUGUAACUUAGAUGUAAUGUUUUCUGAAUUCCAAACAAGAUGUAUAUUUGUAAUUUUAUAAUUAUUAACAUUGAUUAGAUAUGUGUACCGGUACUAAUUUGAUUUAGCUGCUCAUACAAACUGACUAGAUAUGUGUACCGGUACUAAUUUGAUUUAGCUGCUCAUACAAACUGACUAGAUAUGUGUACCGGUACUAAUUUGAUUUAGCUGCUCAUACAAACUGCAAUGAAUUAUUCAGGAUAUUUUUGUUCGUGUGCUAACAGUGACAUUAUAAUAACGAGUCUCACCCACAUGUAUCUAGACUGAUAAAAAUAAUACAUGAAUGUUUGGCUUUGUCAGUUACUCAAGUAAGACAAGUUAAUGAGCAUCGCCAUUCCAUUACGUCACUGUCAAAUAACAGUAUACUUGUUGCAUGUUCUAAUUUAAGCUGUACUAGUUGAUCCUUUCUUUCGCAUCAAUUUUAAAAAAAAGCGCCUUAAAAUCUUAUAGUUUUUUACAUACAUGUUUACAACAAGUGCUAAGCAUGUGAUUUGUGUUUUAUGUUGAAUAUUAAUGAUGACCUUUCAAAGUAAAUUAUAUUUUCCUUGACUAAUUUUUAUUGUUGUCAGAUCCUUAAUAUGUUUAUUUGAGAUCAGUUUCAAGCUGUUAUUUAUGUCUUAUUUAAUGAUCAAAUGGCUGAAAACCUACUGGUCCAAUGCCACCUAACAUAGGAUUAAUUUUGUAUUGCCUUGAAUUUUAGUUGUAUGUAUUUCAUAGAAAAUUUUAAUUUUAAUAUACUUCCACUGUUUAUUGUCAAUACAGAUCAGUAUUGUAUGAUAUGCAUCUUGAUUGGAAGUCAGUUUUUACAUUUGUAUGUACAUUAUAUUGUACAUAAUCGCUAUAUUUGAUUGCUAUUAUUGCCAUGGUAAAUACCUGCAUGAUUGAAAGAGUUGUUAGGAUCGAAGGUUACAUUAUAAUGUGUAUUUAAAGACUAUGAAUGGUUGGUGAUUAUGAAGUAGAAUAUGUCUGAUAUGAAAAUGGCCUCUUUAUUACAUGUAUAUUGAAAUAUGUUUUUGUGACUUAGUUAACAUUUGGUGUUGUUGCUUUUUAAUGAUUUGCAAAUAUUGAUAAUGAUGAAAUAAUUGAAUGUUGAUGAAAAUGAUGGAUGGGAAAUCUGUCAUUUAGUUUGUUGCCUAUUUUGAGGGGAUUAAAGCGAUAAGGCUGUAAGUGACAUUCAAUACAGAAGCAAAAAGAAGGUUUUCGCUAUAUCAUCCCUGUCUUUGUAUGCUUUUAUAUUAUUCAUGUAAAUAAUUAUGUUUAUUACUAUGUAACAACUUAUGAAGAAUAGUUGGGUUGGUGUUGACCCUGGGCUGUACUCACAAACUGCUGGUUGAAUGCAUUACUGUUGUAACUAUCCAUGUUAAAAGAAGUAGGAGUUACCUGUUAUGGCAUUGAACCGUUGGUGGAAUUAACUUUAAAUCUCACUUUAGUGUAUUUGAAUAGUAAGCUAGAAUUAUGAUUUUCACAUAUAGUCCGCCGGAAAAAGUCAUGAAUGGGAACUAAUAGUAUGCUUGUUAAUAGAGAAACAAAUGCAAGUCUGCAGUACUUAUGUGAUAACGUCGUCUUAAAACUAUCUUAAUUUGCUGCUUAAGACAUAUAUGAUUUGUGUUUGUGACAAACAUAUAAAUUUCGGCAUGGCGGACUGUAAUAUAUAAUUUGUGGGUUUGAUUUUUUUUGGUAUUAAAUGAAGGCUGGCAGUGAAAAGGUUUUAACUGACAUUAAAUAAAGACGCAUGUAAAUCUUUCUGCUUUCAACCUUCGUUAUGUAUAUACAAGUAUGUAUUUAUGACUAUGUACAUUUUGUAUAAGUGUUGAAUAAUUAGACUUAUUUCAUAACCAGUAAUCAAAAUGUAUCUUCUAAUCAGAAAUAAUAAAAAGGGUAUUUUCAUACUAAAUAUUGAUAGUAUCAUUAACAUUUAUUUCAACAAAUAUGUUGAUAUAAAUUUCAAAAUUAGCUUAAAAAACAUUGAAUGACGAAGAAUAAUUUAAAAUAUGGAUCAUUUUUUGUACAUUCAUUCCAUCAGUUUUAAGAUACAUGGUGUUAUUAUCAAACACCAUAAACAUCAUAAAAGUCCAUGAAAAUGGAUUAUUUGAUUAUAUUUCAUCGUCAUGCCAACGCCAGUAUGUAUUGUUUAUAUAUACUGAUUGUGGGUACAGCCUAGUAUACCUGUAUUGUUAUAUAUGUUAAAUUGAUACAUUAUAGCUUUAUAUUAAGUAUAUUUAGUAUGUUUGUAUAAAAUUGUGUUAUGUAAGGAUUUUAAUACAUACAGGUUCAUUUAAUUAGGAUGUAACCUGAAUAUGUAUUUAGGAUGUAACAGUUGUUAUCUGACAAUAUAUUCCGGAUAUUGCCUGAACAUGUGAAUUGGGUUCUACUGAUUAUAAAAUACAGCUUUUUGUAAUCAUGAUAACAAAUAACCUGUCAUUAUUAAAAUUAAAAAUAACAUCACAGCCAAAUAAAAUUUACAUGUUUGCUUAUUCUAGAUAAAUUAAAAUAUACAUAAACUUUGUAUAUAAUUUUUAUAUUAUUACAUGUCUUUUUCACCUUUAAUCCUACUCCCAGUUUUCACUCUUUAUGUGUUUUGUAUAAUUGGAAUAAACUUGAAAAUAAAUUUAUUGGUAUAAGAGUAACAUUUUAAUAGCUUAAUGUCAUUAUCUUUCAUAAAAUGUUAUUCUUUUCAUUUUUUUUUUAAUAUUGUACAUUUACUUGCUAACUUGAUUAAUGGCCAUGAUGAAUAUACAUGUUAUAUUCCCUGGUAUCGAUGAUUAAAUGUUUACUUCUUAAAGACUAAACAGUCCAAAGACACAUAUUAAAUGUAACUCAUUAUGUUAAUUAAUUACUGAGAAUAAUUUUCACUAGUUUGACAAUAAUGUUAUUUAAAUCCAUUUAUAUUUUUUUCGAGUAGUUUGCUGUUUAAAUAUUGUCGUCUGUAAUUUAAAUCCUAAUCUUUAUGGUAAUGAUUACCAAAGUCUGCCCUGGAGUGUGGCAUAAUGAUUGUGGCUAAAAUGGCAAAUUUCAUAAUAUCAGAAUGUUCUGUAAAUUUGUUCUGUUAAAUUUAAUUUUUGUACUUCAAUACAGGUCUUGGCUCAUUUAUAUCAGGAAAAUCUCACCUUAAGACAACUUUAAAAAAAUCAUUUUUAAUCAUUAUAAGGGAUGACCUUUAUUUUAAUCUUAACCUUAUGUUUUGACCAUACUGGUAGUCUAAAAACUCUUAACUUUGUUACAAAGAGUAUCUUUAAUUUGUUUAACAUGAUUAAUAUAUGCAAGAUGUUUAGAUAAAUCUUUGAAACGAUGACUUAAAUAUUCUUGGAAUACACGAUCACUUUGCCCAUUCUUAAUCAUUAAGAAUUUACUUCAUGUCAUCUGACUCUUACUUCUUACAUUGCAUAUUUAUCUCUGCUAAACCAAUACCAACAUCUGUUUGGUAUGAAAUAUAGUUUAAUUUUCAGAAAAUAUUGUAGUUCAUUUUUUAAAUGAAUCUUUUUUCUGCCAUAUACAUGUAGAUAAAGAUUUAUUUUUUUAAAUUUUAGAAAUAAUUAGAGGGAAGAAGAAAUGAUAAAAUCAGAGAACUAUCGUGUUGGUAUGUUUAUGACCUGCAUAUUUGUGACUUGCAUAAUUUGAUAUCAUUUAUGUUCAGAAAUAAAAUGUUUAUUUUGUAUCCAAAUGAUUCAAGGAUGACAAUGAUUCCUAAAAUGUAUAUCAUUGUGAGAAUAUGAAUUAAUUACUUGAAUUAACAGAUGCAAUUUUGCUGUAUUUCAAGGAUAUGUCUCAUAUCUUAACAACAAACUAUUUAUCAAUUAACGACAGGUGCAAUUGAGUAUAGUAUUGAAAAAAAUGUCAUUUAGAAAUUAAUCGUAAUUAUUGUGAAAAUCUGAAAUAAUUAAUUGAAUUAAUCAGAUGCUAUUUUGCUUGUAUUUCAAACAAACAUGUAUAUCUCAAAUCAUUAUAGCAUACUUUUUAUUAUUAAAAAAACUGUUAUUGAAUGUAGUAUUUUAAUCCUAUUUUCACCUACUCUUGAUUGCUUGUUGUGUGUGUCAGUGCUAUUCACUGUUGUAGUUAAAUAAAAUGUGUAUGCGUGAAUAAAUCUGUUCUCUUCUA
This is a messenger RNA of Mya arenaria, 5337 nucleotides long. Its product is annotated as helicase with zinc finger domain 2-like. The coding region runs from base 1 to 876 and encodes 291 amino acids. NCBI's taxonomy places the organism in Eukaryota, Metazoa, Mollusca, Bivalvia, Myida, Myidae. The record is from RefSeq and is a predicted model, not a curated record. The transcript has 6 exons. Gene Ontology annotation, molecular function: 5'-3' DNA helicase activity.